AAGCUCCAAGAUGUGAUGCAUGAUGUUCCCGGUGCUGGUUGGUCUGAGCUCGAGGGGUUGUCAGGUUACUCGACAUGAAAUCUCCUCUGCUUGAAAGCCAUCACCCAUGCUGGCUGAGUGGGUAGCUGUGAUCUAAAGCACGCAGUGAUUUGAACCGCUCAUCCUAAGACCUCGACGAAGAGCUGCAUCCCACACGUGAGCCAGCGGGAUUCGGUACAUUAAGGUGUUUGGUUGGAUGCAGUCCCCGGCCACCCUGGUAAGCCCAAAUCCUAGAAGAGCUCCAGUUGCAGGUCAGCAUCUAGGCCGUCGAGAGCUAUGACGGUGAACAUGAGGUCAACAGUGACUCCGCCCCGCGUCUUGAGAGCCGUCCGUUGCUCGGGGUUCGAGUCAUUGGUGGCCCCCCUUUUUCGAAGUUCCACACAGUGUUGUCUAUCCAUAAAGUACUCCAUUUUUUGUAGAGUAUGGGUCUCCAGUAGGUUGGGGGUCCCUCCAGAGGUCGGUUGUGGGGUGAACACACCCGAUGCAGCGAUCGCCCACGGUAUCGCAAGUGAGCAUCCAGACCAGAAACGUUCCAACUGUCGCUGGACUCAGCAGUCCCAGGCUACGGCAUACAGGAAGAGAGGGCUCAUUAACCUCACAGAGGCAGCAAAGAAAAGGGACCCAUGCACACAUGGCAUGCAUGCAUAUGUAUAUCAGAUGGACAAGUCCAAACAACCAGCACAAUUGACUACUUGUACUUGUUGCCCAGCGAGACCGGUGUGGCGAGCGCAUGAAAUGGCGUCGAGCCCCCAAGCCCCUCACAUACUCCCAUAACAUGGAUACUGCACUUCGUUAGUGUACGAACGUAUGUAAGCCCGUGACGUUGACGCGCGGGCGCUUCAGUCUGUCUGCAUGCCAACUAGCGCCGAAGAGGAAUGAGUGGGUGGGUGUGGUUUUGACAGUCUGCCACAG
This is a messenger RNA of Aspergillus homomorphus CBS 101889, 951 nucleotides long. RefSeq lists its product as uncharacterized. The coding region runs from base 316 to 813 and encodes 165 amino acids. Lineage: Eukaryota; Fungi; Ascomycota; Eurotiomycetes; Eurotiales; Aspergillaceae. The transcript has a single exon. The record is from RefSeq and is a predicted model, not a curated record.